This is a messenger RNA of Nilaparvata lugens (brown planthopper), 5001 nucleotides long. RefSeq lists its product as uncharacterized. Bases 498 to 2090 code for a protein of 530 amino acids. Gene Ontology annotation, cellular component: membrane. The transcript is spliced from 10 exons. Lineage: Eukaryota; Metazoa; Arthropoda; Insecta; Hemiptera; Delphacidae. The record is from RefSeq and is a predicted model, not a curated record.
AGUUACGAAAAGGGAGUCAAACGUGACGGAUGUAGAACUUCGCGCGCCGUAAUCCGAACUACGCGAUUUUUCAGUUCGAUUAUUUUUUUUCGACAACACCGCCGACCUAUGUUUUGGCUCCCACAUACCGUGCGCGUUUCGCCCGCCCAUUGAACGACCAGUUGUGACCUAUGGCUGCGAAGCCUGUAACUCGUGUGUUUAAUAGAUCGAAAUAGUAGUCGUGUGACCGGUGACUGACUUGUAGAUCGAUAGGUGAUGAUGUUGAUGAUUAUUUUGACGACGCCCAGGUGAAGAAAGUGAUACACUACCGUCUUCAAUCAAAAAAUAAAAAGUGAUAUUGAAUGGAAAAACAGCAGUUUGUGAUUGAAAUUAGCAGUGAGUGGAUGACAGACCAUCCUGACGCGAGUGGCUGACGCAUCACACUGCCUAUGACAUGCUCUCAUCUCACAUUUCACUCAACUGACGCCAUCUUUACAUAAAAGGGCGGUGAUUGGAUAAUGUCAGUAAUGCUGGUUACAUCAGCCUACCACCAACAACAACAGCAUCACUACCAACACCAUCCCGAAUUGGAUCAACAACAUCUGAAGCAACAACAGUUAGUUCGCUCCAGCACCGCUAGUCUGCACUCCUACCAGGUCCAACCACCGUUAGUUCGCCAAAGCACCGACAGUCUGCGCUGCUAUCGGUCGCCAUUAGUUCGUGCCAGCACCACCAGUCUGCGCUCCUAUCGGAUCCAACCGCCACAGCCUUCUAUAUCGGUCAUCUCCCUUUCGCCACAGCCUCCCAGCAACCCCUCCCUGCCAACCGGCAAAGCUAUGCGAUACUACAGGCUGUGGAUUUACACGUGCAACGCUGUUCUGCUCAUGAGUGUGCUCGGAUUCUGCGUGGUUGCUGCCAAGGUGCUGGUAUUCGAACCGAAACGUCAACUAGUCCCCGGCAUGUCGUUGACUCAACCUAGUUUCGUCUACGCCUACCUGACUCUCUCUUUCCAAUCGGGACUACUCCAACUCAUAGGCUGUCUAGGGGCGCAGCGGCUGAAUGAGCGUCUUCUCAACGUCUAUUGGCUGCUAAUGUUACUUCUACUGGUGGGAGACGGCCUAGUAGGUCUACUGUGGGUCUACCGGUUCGAAUGGAUUGUGGCAGAGCUGCGGCCCUACCUGAAGGCCAGACUGGCAAAUCAGUACAACGUUGAUGGCGAGUUCACCCAACUGUGGGACAACGUGCAGCGGGAGAUGCACUGCUGUGGAGUGGAGGGGACACAUGACUUCCGAACUGAUAACAACACAGUCGAUCAUGAACAGCCGGGCUGGGAUAGUGUGCAAGGUUCUCAACCGCCUCCGACAACCACCCUGCCUGACAGCUGCUGCUUCGGCCAAGCCAGCCAAGCGGCCGCUUCGCCCGUCAUAGCAGCUGCAUUGCGGAACCUACGCAACUUCCAGACGACCUCGACCUCCACCACACCACAACCCUCCACGCCACCCCUACAAAUCACCACUGCUGCCACCAACGCACAUAUGAGACCCGGCAGUGGAGCACGCUGCGAGAGUGGCUCAAGCUUCCACACAGUAGGCUGUGAAGAGAGGCUAUUAGCCUGGCUGAGGCAUACGGCCGACAUCCUCUUCGUAUUGGGCUACUGUGUUAUCGCCUUCCUCAAGCUAUGCUUCCUCGGCAUCCUCAGGUACGAGAUCCGCGAAAUGAUCCAGAAGAUCAAGAUGCUGCAGGGAGAGCUGCGACCGGCGGAGGUCGACGACCCCUCGGCUGACACCAAACCCAGCCUCACAGUGCAGACAUCCUUCAACAAACACGAGCACAACAAUGGCCGAAUACUGCAGGCUGAUGGCGGACAUAUUGGUGGUGUGAGAAGAGGUGACCAAAGCUUGCAGACGACACCACUGCACCACGGAGGCAGGAGUCACCUGACCACACUUAUGUCCAACGAUGUCGACUCGGACACCAACAGCCAUUGUGCGCUAAUUAUUCCCGAAGACAUGCCUGCCAUUCCAGCAAAGCAGACUAUACCAUCAAACAACGACAACAACAACUACGAACUGCAAGAGUUUCUGCUGACGCGACACCGGACGCAGAUCUGACUACGCCGCCUGCUCCAGGUCUGGUUCAAGAAGCACGACGAAGACGAGAAGCCGUUCCCGUUCAGCGUGUCGUUCAGCAAGCGCCGCAGCCGGCGUCAGAGUGGGGCCGACGACAAGCAUGGCAGCAGCAAAAAGCGGCGCCAGUCUGACGGCGCUGGCAUCUCGGACACCGGAGCGGGCGCCAAUAACAACAACAACCCCAACAACAACACUAGCGGCAGUGACAACGAUGAGAACAACACUAACUCUGGUCGCAGUAAAGACAAAAACAAGAAUAAAUAGUGGUGGUGUGGGUAAUUAUGUUGAUAAUUGAACCAGAAACUGAUUAAUUUAGGCUAUGAGAUGAUUUAAUUAGUCACAAAGACAAGGAUAAACAGUGGUGGGGGUUGUGGACAGUUUAAUUCAAUCACAAACUGAUUUAUAUAGGCUACCCUCACUGUGAGAUAAAACGAUUUAGGCUAAGUAGUCGCAAAUACAAGAUAAAAAAUAAAUAUGACAGUGGUGGGGGCGACAAUUUUAAUCAAACCAGAAACUGAUUAAUCUAGGCUACACUCAUUGUAAUAAUAAUAAUAUCGAGUGACCUGACUGGCUCAGGUCUAGUGUCAGAGUUUUCAGGUCGCAACUGAUCAAUUUCAGGGCCUCUGACAUGACCUAACGACUGCUUUUUCAGGCAGCCGGGACCGACGGCUUAACGUGUCCAUCCGAAACACACUCAUUGUGAAACGGAACUAUUUGAGUAGUUGCUAAGACUAAAACAAGAAUAAAUUUAUGGAGGUAGGGGAAUAGGCUAAAUAUGGGGGUAGGUCAAUAACAAUGGUGGUGGGGAACAGCUGAAUUGAUCCAGAAACUGAUUGAUAUAGGCUACUAUCACAUCGAGACAAAACUAUUCAACUAAUCGCGGGGACAGAAACGUUUUGAGAACAAGGACAAAUAAUGUUGGUGACAAUUUUAAACUGAACAAAAAUCUAAUAAAUGUAAAUCCACUGCAAGAGAAAACAAGAAUGGAUAGUGGCGGUGACACGUUUAAUUGAACCAGAAUCUGAUAAUAUAAUUUACUUAUUAGGUCAGCGAAAACAAUACAAGGAUCGGAAAAUAAAAAACAGGCUAUUGCCCAAAGCUUCUUCAAUUUCCAAAUUUAGUUUCAAAUUGAAAUUUGACACAGAACAAUUGAAAACUAUCUAUGUUGCUGUGAAGAUUAUUGAUGUCUUAGAUAUUCAUAUUUGAUAGAAACGACUAGAAAAGUUGUCACAACAAUAGAACAAGUUAAAAAGGGACACAAAAAGAAAAUAAAGUAGUGGGAAUGAUGGUGAUAGACAAUUUUGAUUGAACCAUAAACUAAUUAAUAUAAACUCGCUGUGAGACUAAACAAUUAUUGAAGUUAACAGAGAUGAAUAGAAAAGGGAGUUUUGAUUGUUGAUAAUUGAUCCAUGAACUGAUAAAAUCUUAUCAUGAGACAAACCCAUUGACCUAUUCACAGGGACAAAACAUAAAUAAAAUUAAUUCUUUAUUGAUUUAUACAAUAAGUACAUCAUCGAAAUGAUAUGGAGAGGGAAAAUAAGGUAAACUAGAAAUAGGAAUGGGAUGGUAAUGGAGAUGUUUUCAUACUAUUAUAACUGGAUCAUUUUCAGCUCUGCAAAGUUGAGGGAAAAUUUAUUGGGCUAUGGAAUUAUGGACUAAUAAACUAUGAGACAUAAAUGAUCAUGAUAAUUUGGGUGAUUAAUUGUGGACUAAUUCUUGAAUAAGGGUGGAAAAUGAAGGUAGCCCAAUUUCAAUGUAGCCCAAUAAUUGAACCGUGAUACACUCAAACAAAUAUAUAUUUCUCAAAGUUAGAAGACAGUUGUCUACUAACGAUGUAUAUUUCUGACAAGUGAAAUUGACAUACCAGGACUAGUGUAUCUGCUACACUAGUACCAUAUGCACAUAGGCUAUACACUCACCAAGAGACAAAAACAAAACAAAAAUUGCAAUUUGACGAUAGAUUGUGAAUAACUUAGCUGAAACUAUUGCAAAAGCAAAUAGUCGUGGGACGUAGUUUUUGGACAAACUAAAGUUUCAAGUGAUCUCGAAAACUUCUUGUGAUCUACAAGACUGGGAAGUGAUAGGAUAUUAUUUCACGUUCUGUGCAAAAACAUUUAACAAAUUGACGGAAAAACCUCUAAAAACCGAGUAUUAAAAGUGCUACAAAAAGUGUUCAUAGACGAUCUUAUUGAAAAUUUUAUGGUGAAUUUGGGAAGAAAUUGGAUGAGUACUACCCAGAUAGAACUUGGCUUGAAUUAUUCAUAAAUCGUGAUUUGAAUAGAGGGGUAAACAAUUAAUCAAUUCUACACACUGUUAUGAAUUAUUUGAUGUAUUUUCUCCACGAGGUGUGUAGCAAAAUUGUGAUCGGACUUGUUAAAACAUUUUUGUCUAAGUUAUAUAUUGAAAGACUGUCAAAAUGUUUGUUCAUUUUUGAAUAUUUAGUUGUAAAUAAGAUAAACCAAGUCUCAAAAGACAACUUAUUAAUUGGAACUGGUUCAAUCAAUCCAAACUUCUAAUUUCUAGCUUGAAAGCUUGUUUGUAUAUCUUCUAGUUUCUAGCUUCAAAGCUUGUUCGUAGGCUAUAUCUAUGUUGUAAAUUUGAAUAGUUUAAUCUAUGAUUAUUAUAGUUAGUAGUUCGAACACUUGUAAAUUAAUUUGUUGUAAAAAUAUGUUCACAGUAUUGUAAGCUAUGGUUUUGUACUUGAUAUUUUUCAGUAGCCUACGUGAGUUAAUGUAUUAUAAUUAAUGAUCAAAUGCGUAGUUAAAGUGCAAGAAUAGUAUAUUAUACUACAGUGAGGUCCAAGUUAUAAUGGCAGUGGAGAAAGAUAGGAGAACAACGUUGCCGAUCUUCUGUCUGUUCAACGCCUUCUGUAGACGGUAGCUGAUACAGAUUU